ACACACACCUCCAAGUCAUUUUUAUCCCACGGAGAGGGCAUGUCACAGAUGGAAAACAACAGUUAUUUGGUUUCUAGACAGCAAGAUCAUCUUGAACCUGAACUUCUCCCAUCAUUUCUUGAAUUAACAUCAUCAAAUCAGGUUUUUGGCUUCAACAACAUCAAACAGAAUAGUAGCUUUCAGCCUUGCACUUCAUCUGCUAUGGUUACUGAGACGUUUGAGGUCUUGAAUGCUACUUAUGAAUCUCAGCCUAUUGAAGUUUUGAAACACUCAGUUUCAAUUAGUAAGCCUAUUUCUCCCAUGCAAGCCACAUCAAAGAGCAACAAUUUUGCCAACCAUGAUGGAAUUCUAGAUCCUUCUGUUAAACUUGAGACAGGUGAAAGAUUAUUAAAACAAGUGCAGUUUUAUUCUAAACCAUUAAUGACAGAAGGAGCGGUCAUUAAGGAGCCAGUUAAAGUUGGAAACUUGAACCAUCAUCCCAGUAUUAAAAGGUUGAAGGAUACGAGAUUUGAUUCUUUCAAGACAUGGUCUAGGAAACUUGAAAAGCAGAUAUCAAAUUUAAGGGGAAAGCCACAAAAUGUUGAGAAUGAAGCUUUGCCUGUAGACAGAUAUUUUGAUGCAUUAGAAGGACCUGAACUGGAAACUCUUCGGCCUUCAGAGGAAAUUGUGCUACCAAAUGACAAGACUUGGCCAUUCCUUCUCAGGUUUCCUAUCUCUUCAUUUGGUAUCUGUCUAGGACUUAGUAGCCAAGCCAUCCUAUGGAAAGCACUUGCCACAGCUCCCUCCACAAAAUUCCUCCAUAUAAAUUUUGAAGUAAACCGCAUCCUUUGGUGCAUUUCUCUUGCUCUUUUAGCCAUUGUUUUCACCAUCUAUCUUCUUAAAGUGAUCUUCUUCUUUGAAGCAGUUCGACGUGAGUAUUUUCACCCAAUUCGUGUCAAUUUCUUCUUUGCCCCUUGGAUAGUCCUCUUGUUAUUAUGUCUUGGAGUACCACCUAUUGUUGCUGAAAACUUACCUAAAGCUCUCUGGUACUUCCUCAUGAUUCCGAUCUUAUGUCUCGAGCUUAAGAUCUAUGGUCAGUGGAUGUCUGGUGGGCAGAGGAAGCUUUCCAAGGUAGCUAAUCCCUCAAACCAUCUCUCAAUUAUUGGCAACUUUGUGGGGGCAAUGUUAGGUGCUUCAAUGGGGUUAAAAGAAGGGCCUAUUUUCUUCUUUGCUGUUGGGUUGGCUCAUUACAUUGUUUUGUUUGUGACUCUAUACCAAAGACUUCCAACUAAUGAAACACUCCCAAAAGAACUCCAUCCUGUAUUCUUCCUCUUUGUAGCAGCUCCAAGUGCUGCUUCCUUGGCAUGGGCAGAAAUUCGAGGCUUCUUCGAUCAUGGAUCUCGAAUUGCUUACUUCGUUGCUCUGUUCCUCUAUUUUUCAUUGGCUGUUCGGGUGAAUUUUUUUCGUGGAUUUAAGUUUUCAUUAGCCUGGUGGGCAUACACUUUUCCAAUGACUGGUGCAGCCACAGCAAGUAUCAAAUAUUCAAGUGUAGUCACAAAUGUAGGAAAUCAAACUCUGGCUGUUAUAUUUUCAGUAGUUGCCACAGUCAUGGUAAUAGCUUUGCUUGUAACAACUAUAAUCCAUGCCUUUGUCCUCCGAGACCUCUUUCCUAACGACAUAACCAUUGCAAUUAGUGACAAGAAACCAAAACCACACAGGAAGUGGUUCCACAGAAGAAAUGGGAGCUUGGUCCAUGCCAGAGAUAUUGACAAUUUCCUAAAGUUAGCCAAUGAAGAAGGCACUGAUUUAGAAUCUUGCCUAAAACCCCCCAACAACAAUAGAUAACAAACAAGUCCAAAUUUAUACCUAGGUUGAUUACUCUUUAGCAAGUCCAUAUAAAUAAUGUUUCUUUAGAACUUGGAUCAAACAUGUCAAGAACAAAUUAUUCAAGAAUUU
Rubroshorea leprosula is the source of this 1935-nucleotide messenger RNA. NCBI's taxonomy places the organism in Eukaryota, Viridiplantae, Streptophyta, Magnoliopsida, Malvales, Dipterocarpaceae. The record is from the annotation of a GenBank genome assembly.